AUGGCGCCAAAGAACGAAGGUGACGGCCUCAGCGCCUUUGAGCGCCGUCGACUGGAGAACAUCGCUGCGAACAAGGCGCUUCUGUCCGAAAUUUCUGUCACUGCGAAAAAGAUAAUACCAGACAAGCCGGUAUCGAAGUCAACUCCGCGAAAGAGAGUCAAAGCAGAACCGGUGGUUAGAGAACCUCGUCGGGGCACGCGCAUGAGCUCCCGGCUUGCUGGUGUUGCUGCCGAUGAUGAGGUCUUGAAACGGAAACUGGAGGUGGAAGCAGAGCACCAAGCCGAGCAAGUCAAGGCAAAACGGCUUCGGAUCGGCGACGAUAUGAAUCUGGGUGACAUUAUCGUGGACGGUAAAAAAUACACAAGCAGCAUGGACGGCCUAAAAGGCAUCUUUCGAGGUGCACAGCCGGGUGUACGGACCUUUGAGUACGACGCAAAGGAGGCCACAGAUGGUGACCUAAAACAAUUACGACAGCGAAUGAAUGGCUUGAAGCUCUACGAGCAUUGGAUUCCCAAUGACAUCAAAAUCACACCCCAAAGAGUGUAUGCGCUGGGUUUCCAUCCAACAGAAGACAAGCCGAUUGUGUUUGCGGGCGAUAAAGAAGGUGCCAUGGGCGUUUUCGACGCUUCUCAAACUGCUCCCGAAGUGACCGACGACGAGGAGGAUAUCCCAGAUCCUGUCAUUUCUGCGUUCAAAACGCACGCAAGGACUAUCACAUCAUUUGCCUUUUCUCAAAUUGACGUGAAUGCUGUCUAUUCAGCAUCAUAUGAUUCUUCAAUACGAAAACUGGAUUUGGAAAAGGGCGUCUCUGUCCAAGUAUUUGCCCCGGAGAACGCUCAUGAGGACUUGCCAAUCUCGGCUCUAGAAAUCCCAGCUGCAGAGCCCAACCUGCUAUAUUUUUCGACGUUAGAUGGAUCAGUGGGCCGUUAUGAUACCAGGGCGCCGGGCAGCCAAGAGCUGUGGGCUCUAUCCGAACAAAAAAUUGGAGGAUUUUCUAUGCAUCCUCUGCAUCCCUAUCUUCUGGUCACUGCAUCUCUUGAUAGAACCAUGAAGGUGUGGGAUCUCCGGAAGAUGAGUGGGAAGGGCGAUUUGAGGCACCCAACAUUGCUCGGAGAACACGAAUCCCGGUUAUCUGUCUCACAUGCUUCAUGGAGUGCAGGCGGCCAUGUCGCAACAUCUUCCUACGAUGACACGAUCAAGAUAUAUGACUUUUCUGAAGCCUCAAAGUGGAAGCCGGGUCAGAGCAUUGAGGCAAAGGUCAUGGAGCCCGCACACACCGUUCGGCAUAACAACCAAACGGGUAGAUGGGUUACCAUCUUGAAGCCACAGUGGCAGAAGAAUCCGAAAGACGGGAUCCAAAAGUUCACUAUUGGAAACAUGAACCGAUUUGUUGAUGUAUACGCUUCGGACGGGAGUCAGCUGGCGCAGCUGGGAGGAGACGGCAUUUCUGCUGUUCCGGCUGUGGCUCACUUCCAUCCAACCAUGGAUUGGGUAGCGGGAGGAACCGCAAGUGGCAAGCUGUGUCUAUGGCAGUAG
Messenger RNA from Trichoderma breve, 1536 nucleotides. RefSeq lists its product as uncharacterized. Gene Ontology annotation, cellular component: nucleus. Gene Ontology annotation, molecular function: protein binding; DNA binding. NCBI's taxonomy places the organism in Eukaryota, Fungi, Ascomycota, Sordariomycetes, Hypocreales, Hypocreaceae. The record is from RefSeq and is a predicted model, not a curated record. The coding region runs from base 1 to 1536 and encodes 511 amino acids. The transcript has 2 exons. Gene Ontology annotation, biological process: regulation of DNA damage checkpoint.